Lodderomyces parapsilosis is the source of this 2568-nucleotide messenger RNA. RefSeq names its product serine/threonine protein kinase (gene NPR1). The record is from RefSeq and is a predicted model, not a curated record. The transcript has a single exon. Gene Ontology annotation, biological process: protein phosphorylation; intracellular signal transduction. Lineage: Eukaryota; Fungi; Ascomycota; Pichiomycetes; Serinales; Debaryomycetaceae. Bases 1 to 2568 code for a protein of 855 amino acids. Gene Ontology annotation, molecular function: ATP binding; protein serine/threonine kinase activity.
AUGGCACAGAAACUGUCGGAACAACUGGAUAUUCAACUCCAGAAACCACAACAACCAAUGUCAUCAUUGACCAAACUUUUAAAUGAAUCAUCAACAUCAGUGUCACAACAACAACAACAGCAACAACAACCUACUGAUUUAAACAACAAUGGAAAGCAGCUGGGUGCCACCGCUAAUGGCGCCACUUCGGAGCAGCUUGCUUUCAACAAAAAACCCAUACCUCAACCUAUCAGUACUUCCGGGUUGGUCGUGGAACCGCAAGUAAUUAGCGGGUUUGACCCUUCACCAGAAACAAAAUUCCUCAACCCACUGUCGUCAUUUACACCAACAUCUCCAUUUACAAGACAAUCUUCCAACUCGUUUUCCAAUCAAGUGAUUUCCAACUCGCCGAGAAAUGUGUCGAGUCCUCGAUACUUGAGAAACAACUCAAUUAGUCAUUCAUCUUUCAGUGCCGGUGGUGGUGGUUUGGGUGGAGCUGAGAGCUUGUCAUCGUCAAUACCAUAUGGUGCUCCAGGAGGCAGGUCAAAUAAUGCCAAUUCAUCAGUAAAUGGGGCUAACGCUUCGUCGUCAUCGGUACAACGUGAGUCGUUCUUGGCUGAUGAUGCUAGUUCGACAUCAUCAACUACAUCAACUUCGCAUAUACCAAACUUACCCAAUGGCCAGUUUAUCAAUUCUAUACAUAUCCAAUCCCCACAAGUUAAUUCGUCAAGUAUUGAUUCUCGUUUUGUGAUUUCAAAGCAACGAGUUGCUCAAGCACAAGCAGCUCAACAAGCACAGCAUGUGGGAAGUGCAUCUCAACGUUCAGGCUCCCAAUCAGGGUUGUCUUCAUUCUUUUCAUCAAAAAGCAAAGCUCCAAGAAAGGAUUCAUCUACCGAUUUGGGCUCCUUUUACAAUAAUGCAUCAACUUCGUUUCAAGAUAAUAAUGAAAUUACAGGAUCACCUUCAAGUUAUUCAUCUUCAGAAUCGGUAAUAUCAGCACCCAAUUUCAAUGGUAGUCAGCCUACAAGACAUAAUUCAAUGUCCAAUUUAAAGAGGUUUUUCAAAAAGUCCACACCUAGCUCACAGCCUCCGCCAGCAACUUCGAACCUAUCCUCAUCAUUAAGAUCUAAUGGUGGGGUUAACAUCCCAUCAUCAAAUGCUGUCAAUAUACCUUCAUCUACAGCAAACAAUUCGUCUUGUCCAAACAAUUCAUCAUUUACAGCUACUCCCUCCAAUGCAUCAGCAUCAUUCACAAACUCACCCGGAGGAUCAUCGAUUUCGAUCAGCCGGUCAUCUACAUUGCAGAAUAAAAUUAGGUACCAGGAACGACGCCAAUCAGUGCUGCAAGUUAUUAACCCGGUACAACAAUUGCCUUUUUCGAAAAGGUAUGGGAAAUUCGGAGAAAGUUUGGGUGCUGGAGCCGGUGGUGCAGUGAAACUAGUCAAGAGGUUAAGUGACAACAAGACAUUUGCUGUUAAGGAAUUUAGAGCCAAGUACCAAAGUGAAUCGAAACGAGAUUAUGCAAAAAAGAUCACUGGAGAGUACUGUGUUGGAUCUACUUUGAAACACCCAAACAUUAUUGAAACUAUUGAAAUCUGUUAUGAAAAUGAACGUAUUUUACAAGUUAUGGAAUAUUGUGAUUAUGAUUUAUUCGCCAUUGUUAUGUCUAAUAAGAUGUCGCGUGAAGAAAUCAAUUGUUGUUUCAAACAGGUGUUGUCGGGCGUGCACUAUUUGCAUUCUAUUGGAUUAGCUCAUCGUGAUUUGAAAUUGGACAAUUGUGUCAUUGACGCUAGAGGUAUUGUCAAGAUUAUUGAUUUUGGAUCAGCCGUGGUUUUCUCAUACCCGUUUUCCAAGACUUUGAUUGAAGCACAGGGGAUUGUUGGAUCAGAUCCAUAUUUGGCCCCCGAAGUAUGUGUGUUUAACAAAUACGAUCCUAGACCAGUUGAUGUUUGGUCAGUGGCAAUGAUUUUUUGUUGUAUGAUGUUAAAGAAAUUUCCAUGGAAAGUGCCCAAAUUGUCUGAUUCUAGUUUCAAAUUAUUUGCAACUCGAGGCGAGUAUGUCCCCAUUUCGGAAAUGUUGAAACGUACUCCGCAAGAUAUGCAAGAUAUAACCAGUGGUGGGUCUUCUGGUGCAUUGAGUAAUUUGGGAGAUAUCAGUGAAGCAUUGGAAGAGGAUAUUCCAAACAUGUCAUUGCCAAAAGAUGGAGGUGUACUGCAACAGAAAAGGCAACAACAACAACAACAACAGCAGCAGCAGCAACAGAAUGCCAAGCGUGGAAAUUCUUCUUCGGCUACUGAUGCAAAGGAUCAUACAUCAAGUGAAACUGGCGCUGAUAGAUUACUUCUAGCCCUACCUGAGGACUGUCGUCGUUUAAUUGGACGUAUGGUGGAAUUGGCACCAGCAUGUAGAAUAACUAUGGAUGAAGUGUUUGAAGAUGAAUGGUUGAAAUCGGUCAACAUGUGUUCUGUGGAAGAGACCGAACCAGGAAGUAAUGUUUAUGAAGUCAUCAAAUGUGAUGAUCAUGAGCAUACUCAAGUUGAUCAGUCAAAAGCACACAUUGCUGCUUUUGAAAAGAAUAAGAAAAAAUAA